Messenger RNA from Zingiber officinale, 2490 nucleotides. Its product is annotated as phosphatidylinositol/phosphatidylcholine transfer protein SFH8-like. Bases 313 to 2187 code for a protein of 624 amino acids. The record is from RefSeq and is a predicted model, not a curated record. NCBI's taxonomy places the organism in Eukaryota, Viridiplantae, Streptophyta, Magnoliopsida, Zingiberales, Zingiberaceae. The transcript is spliced from 15 exons.
UUCCUUUUCCUUUUUCUUCUUUUCCUCCUUUUCUUUAAUCGCGCACCCUUCUCCCUUAUUACUUUCUCUCUCACAACCGCCCGCUCCUCGGCUCGUCUUCGAUCUGUCGGCGCUUCAUCUUGCGCACCGCCCUCCCAUCGAUCUCGCGCAUAAGCCGGUCUUCCGUUGUGGAGGAUCAUCCACGGAGUUGUGACUUGGUUCCGCGUGCAGCCUGAUCGUUUUGAGUUUCUUUCCAGGGGAAUUGGCCAAUUUGGUUUUUAUCAGUCAUCUUCCUCCGAGUGGUUUUCUCUCUCUCGUAAUUGGUUGGUAAAUAUGUCAGGGCCACUGGACCGGUUCGCUAGGCCUUGUUUUGAGGGUUUUUCAAGUCAUGAUGAGCGAAAGGAGCGCAAAUCAGAUAUUGAAAAUUCAGAAGAUGAAAGAAGGACAAGAAUUGGGUCGCUGAAGAAAAAAGCUUUGGAUGCAUCUAGUAGAUUUAAGCAUUCUUUGAAGAAAAGGAAUAGGAGGAAGAGCGACAGAAGAGUUGUUUCUAUUGAGGAUAUUAGAAAUAUCGAGGAGCUAGAGGCUGUUGAUGCUUUUCGCCAAUCAUUAAUUUUAGAUGAAUUGUUGAUAGCUAAGCAUGAUGACUAUCAUAUGAUGUUGAGAUUUCUUAAAGCAAGGAAAUUUGAUAUAGAGAAAGCAAAGCACAUGUGGGCUGAAAUGCUUCAGUGGAGAAAGGAGUUUUGUGCAGACACAGUUAUAGAGGACUUUGAAUAUUCCGAACUAAAUGAAGUUCUGAAGUAUUAUCCGCAUGGUUACCAUGGGGUGGAUAAGGAGGGAAGACCAGUUUAUAUUGAAAGGCUUGGGAAAGUUGAUCCUAACAAAUUAAUGCAGGUGACCACAAUGGAGCGAUAUGUCAGAUAUCAUGUGAAGGAGUUUGAGAAGAGCUUUGCAAUUAAAUUCCCAGCUUGUUCACUUGCUGCAAAAAGACAUAUUGAUUCAAGUACAACUAUUCUUGAUGUUCAAGGAGUGGGAUUGAAGAACUUCAGCAAAACUGCUAGAGAAUUAAUUCAGAGAUUACAGAAAAUUGACAGUGAUAAUUACCCUGAGACCCUGCAUCGUAUGUUUAUUGUCAAUGCUGGCCCAGGAUUUAGGCUACUAUGGAAUACUGUGAAAUCCUUUCUUGACCCAAGAACUACUACAAAAAUUCAUGUUCUUGGAACGAAGUACCAGAAUAAGCUCCUGGAGAUAAUUGAGCCCAGUGAGCUGCCAGAGUUCCUUGGUGGUUCUUGCAAUUGUUUAGAGCAUGGAGGAUGCUUACAAGCUGAGAAAGGUCCUUGGAAGGAGCCCAAUAUACUGAAGAUGGUGCUUAGUGGUGAAGCACAAUGUGUCAGGCAAAUUGUAACUGUUUCCAAUGGUGUGGGAAAGAUCAUUGCCUAUGCAAAGCCACCCUACCCAACAAUAAAAGGCAGUGAUACAUCUACUGCUGAAUCUGGUUCAGAAGCUGAAGACAUCACUUCUCCAAAAGCACCAAGGAAUUAUCUGUCAAAUCCUCGCUUGACCCCAGUACAUGAAGAGGCCAAAAUGAUGAAGACAACUAGUUUCUCUUCUGGUUUUCAAGAGUAUGAUGAACAGGUUCCCAUAGUGGACAAGGCUGUUGAUGGUGGAUCCAAGAAAGAAAUUUCUAGCAGAAGGCUUUAUGCGCCUAAAGGAGAAUGCUCCAUCCCUGAAAUCCCUGAGUCUUCUGAAGGAGUCAAAGUUCGAAUGACUCAAUUCGUCAUCACUCUCAUUGCCUUUGUUUUUACAAUGAUUUGUUCAGUGACCAAUUAUAUGUCGAAGAGGUUCCAGAAUGAAGUUUCUCAAACAGAUGGGCAAAAUAUUCUGCCAUCUGUUGACACUAUCACUGAAGAAGAAUUCCGUCCUCCUUCCCCUGCCCCUGCAUUUACAGAGGCAGACCUCCUUUCCUGCGUUAUGAGGAGGUUAGGAGAGCUAGAAGAAAAAGUGAAUGUUCUUCAAGCAAAGCCAUUUGAAAUGCCCUCAGAGAAAGAUGAGUUGCUCAAUGCAGCUGUUUGUCGAGUGGAUGCACUUGAGGCUGAGCUUAUUGUCACUAAAAAGGCACUGCAUGAGGCUCUCAUGAGGCAGGAUGAACUUCUUGCAUACAUCGACCGUCAAGAAGAGGCAAAGAUGCAGAAGAAGAGAUUUUGCUUUUGAGGCGAGAGUCCAAUUAUAGCUUUCAAUGCACAAACCCUGUUGUUGCUGCGGUUAAAUGGUAUUUAGAUAUUUCUUUUAAUGAGUUGUUAAAAAAGCACAUUGGCUUCCCUGACAUUAAAAAUUUAAAACUUUGACCAUGAAGCAUACGAAGUAAAUAUCUGUUCGGUUUACGUUAAUUUUUUUUAUCAUCGAUUCAGUUUGCAUUUGUCCAAGCUGUAUGGUGGAACCAGAUACAAAGCACAUUUCCACUAUCGUAAAUAAACAAAUAUUAUGUUCUUAUUAGUUCAAUCUAUUCGCUGUCAA